Messenger RNA from Mobula hypostoma (lesser devil ray), 6321 nucleotides. It is a transcript of the gene accs, whose product is annotated as 1-aminocyclopropane-1-carboxylate synthase homolog (Arabidopsis)(non-functional). Gene Ontology annotation, molecular function: pyridoxal phosphate binding; transaminase activity. The transcript is spliced from 16 exons. The record is from RefSeq and is a predicted model, not a curated record. Gene Ontology annotation, biological process: biosynthetic process; amino acid metabolic process. Bases 252 to 2957 code for a protein of 901 amino acids. NCBI's taxonomy places the organism in Eukaryota, Metazoa, Chordata, Chondrichthyes, Myliobatiformes, Myliobatidae.
GGCUGAAUGUGUCAGUGGGACCGGGCCGGUACGGUACGGACCCUGCUAACUCUUCACAUAUUGUUUCAGCAGACAAAGGCCACCGGCUGGGUCUUCGCAGAUCAUCACGUUCAUGAGGUAAACUGGCCAAGCAAGUGGGAGAAGUCGGCGGAUCUGGGCGAGACAAACCCGGGAUGAAGCAAAGCCGUGGUCGGUGCAUCUGGUACUUGGAGAAUAACCGACUGACAACUCCCCCAGCCUAGUGAGAUGUGAUGGAUUUCCGAGGCAAAAAAUAUGAGCGAGGAAGUAACUGGUCAGAUCCUGAGGUCGUGGAGUUGCUGCAGCUUUGGGCUGAUGAAUCUGUUCAGAUGGAGUUGGAGAGUUGCCUGAGGAAUCAGCAUGUCUUCAACAGGAUAGCUGAAGUCUUGAGGGAAAAGGGUAUCCACAGAACAGGAGACCAGUGUCGGGAGAAGAUUAAAAAGAUGAAGCUUGAGUAUAGAAGAAUUAAGGACAACAACAAGAUUUGCAGGGGCGGUAGAACCUGGAAGUUCUUUGAGGUGAUGGACAGAGUGCUGUCCAACAGACCAAAUAUUUGUUAUAGUACUGUGGGUAACACAGUGAUAACACAGCAAAUACCACCAGGUAUUCUGGCAGCAGGAGAUGGAUAUAUUCAUCAUCACCACCACCAUCACUUGACUUCUCCUCCACUUGGUAUUUCUCAUUCACAUCAUCCUCAAGAAUUAAUGGAUAUUAAAUGUGAAGAAGUGGAUUCGGAUGAGCACAGUGACACUCCUGAACCACCACCCUCCCUUGUGCUCCAGCAGAGUGGAGAUGAUCAUGGAAUGGAUGGGAGUCUGUUGGAAGGAGGGCAACAUGAUGGAUCGUCAGCUAUUAGGGUGGAUGUUCCCACAGAGAAUACCAUUUCCCCAUCAGACUAUGGCAAUCCAAAUCUAGGUGGCAGCUCCUCGGGAUUGCACACCUCAGGGCCUGCGUUUUCUACCCUUCACAGACUUCGCCGGAAAAGGAAGCCAACCCGGGUGAAGGAUCCCUUGGAUGACAUUCUUCUCAAAUUUCUAACAGCACAGAGAGUAGUGGAGGAACGUUUCUUGCAAAUGGAGGAACGGAGAAUGCAGCGGGACAUGGAACUAGAAGACAGGCGGAUGCAGUUAGAGCAGCGUCGGAUGGAAUUGGAAAGGGAGCACGAGUACAGAAUGUUCACCAUAUUUGCUCAGAUGGUGAAUGCACUUCGGCAUGGUGGCUCCAUGCAGACGUUAGGGCUGGACCUCAGCCAGGUCUUCUCUCAGUCUUCUGAUCAAGCUGCUGAAACCGUUAGUGCCCCAUGCUCAGCCUCCACCUCUAGAGAUGGUGGCAGCAGACUGCAACAUCAGAACAAGCCUUUACCUAAUGGAUUGAUAGAUGCCGUGGCUCAUGCAGAGCUGAAUUCAACAUUCCAGCACCUUCAGUCAAGUAUUUAUUUAUCUAAAAGAGGAAAUGAAAUUAAUAAGUUUUGUGGAACAUUUCAGAAAGAUUAUACUGCCUAUCAUGCAGAUAAGUAUGAUGAAGACAAAAACCCUAAUGGUAUUAUUAAUCUAGGACCCAGCGAAAACAAGCUGUGCUUUGAUCUUCUUUCCAAAAGGUUAAUGCAGACUGACGUAAUUCAGAUAGAUCUGCCACCCUUGGAAUGCUCAGACUGGAAAGGACAAGAGUUUCUCCGAGUGGACAUUGCAAAGUUUUUGACGCAUCACUGUAAAGCUCCUGUGUAUCUCAAGCCUGACAACAUAGUGGUGGUUAAUGGCUGUGGAUCUCUCUUUUCCUCAUUGUCUGCUGUGCUCUGUGAUCCUGGAGAUAGAAUUCUACUACCUACUCCAUACCAAGGUGUUAUUAAGGAUGACCUUUUUCUCUACAGCAAAGUCAAACCACAACUCGUGCAUUUGGAGAGCACAGUGACUGAUGGUGAUACACGAACAUUUCAUCUUACAGUGGGAAAGCUUAAAAAGUCAAUGGAAACUGCACAGCUCCAGGGUCAGAGAGUCACAGCUAUGGUUCUCACAAAUCCUCACAAUCCCCUGGGUGAUAUUUAUUCGGCAACAGAAAUGAAAGAAUUUCUUGAAUUUGCUAAAAGAUACAAACUGCAUGUAAUUGUGGAUGAAGUGUUCAUGCUUUCCGUAUUUGAUGAUGUGAAUUCAUUCCAAAGUAUCCUCAGCUUUGAUAAGCUUCCUGAUCCACAGAGAACUCAUAUUAUGUGGGGAAUUAGCAAGGAGUUUUCAGCCAGUGGACUUCACAUCAGUACCCUAUACACUGAGAAUACAGAUGUUAUUAGUGCCCUCAGCCGACUUUCAUGCUUCCAUAGUGUCCCAGGUCCUACACAGCAUUUGGUAGCACAGUUACUGAGAGACCAAGAUUGGUUCAAUAAUGUUUUUUUGCCAGUGAACCGAACGAGACUAAAAGCUGCCCACAAGUUCAUGACAAAUGAACUAAUAGCAAUGGACAUUCCAUUCCUGAACCGACGUGCAGGCCAUUAUAUCUGGGCUGAUUUUAGAAAGUAUUUAAAGAAUCCAACAUUUGAAGAAGAAACAAAUCUGUGGAAGCAAUUUCUUAACAAUAAAAUCCUGCUCAGCGGGGGGAAAUCGUUUGGAUGCAGUGAACCUGGAUGGUUCAGCAUUGCAUUUGCUGACAAAUCCAAUCGGCUGCAAUUAGGAAUGCACAGACUUAGGAAGGUCCUGCAAGGGCAAGAUUCAGUGAUCCAGUCUGUUGAAAAAGAGGCUAAUCCUGAUCCUGAGAGCAGAACCAAAAUUGCUGAAGAUGUCCUAGAAAUUGGCAUCCAGCCAUCUCCAGCUGACCCUGCUCUCGAUGGUUUGAUCGGACUUCUUCGCGAACAGAUUCGAACAACUGACUGGUUACAAAGAAACACAGCUGAACAGUUUGCUCAAGAGAAUCCUGAAGUCCAUGAAGUUUUCAGCAAGCUUGCGGAGAAAUAAUCUUGUUUUGCAAUUUACAAAAAUGCAUUAGUAAGAAUGUAUUAGUCAUUAAUUUCAGGGACUGAUAGACUGGAAACAUAAAGCUGAAGUGGUACUAUAGAAUACUACUGGUAAUUUUAACUUUUUUUUAACUUAUUUCUCAUAUCUGUACAUAAAGCCACCCUUCCCAUUCUAAGGGAAUUUUACUACUUGAUGCAUUGAGAAAUAUCACCUUCAUAGAACUGCUACCGUCAAGACUAAAUUGACUAAUUGACUAAAUUGGGGCAGAAGUGACUGGACAAGGCAAGGAUGACAAAUAUCUAUUUCCUUCUGUCACACAAUAAUGUAGAAUCCAUUGCACUAUCCCCUUAAUGAAGAAAUCACCUUGUUUAUUUGAUACAGAUUGCAAAUAAACUUAAGUACAUGCAUAGGAACAAUAUCAGCUUGUAGUUGUGAAUGGAACAAUUUGAUAGGUCUCAUUUGGGUUUUUUAAAUGAUGGUUGAGAUAUUGUCAAUUGCUUUCUUUGUAUCAUUAUUCAUAACUAUCAGGAGGCACGAUUGAUUUUUAUGGUGUCACUUUUUUGUGUAUUUUGGGAGAGCAGGAAGGUCUUGCUCAUGAAUGCAACGCCUAUGUUUUUGAACCUCAUCAAAUGUAAAAUGAAACCUAAUGUACAGUCCAUUUAAGCUGUGUGUUUAGGACAAUAAAAUAGAAAGGCUGAGUAUUGCAGAAAAUAGUGUAAAUAUAAAAAUAAUCUGUAACAGACUGAUGAGCACUUGAAAAAUAAAAACGGGUGGGUGAGGCCCCGCUACCAGAACUUCUGCUUUAGACAAAGGGCAGCACCUAACACAAACAGGUUUUUUUUUGUUGCAGAUUGUCCAUUUCCACUAUCUUCUGAUUUUAUUUAAUAUCUCUGGUAUUUUUAACUCCAUAAGGGAAUCCUCAUCCAUUGUUCAAGAGGCUGCAAAUUUGUGCAGAGCAUUGAUUAAUUCAUUUAUAUUUUGAACAUUCACUAGUCAAAUUAAAUUCCUGAUUCAAGGAUAUAAUUAAUAAAGGAAUUGAACAUCGAUGCUCUCAUCUGUGAACAAACAAGAACAUAAGCAGUGGAAUCGGCCAUAUAAUUCACAUCUGAGAAUGAUGGUACAGAAUCCAUGACUGCCACAGCAUGCUGUCCUUCUGAAUGAAGUAAAAAGCUGGCUCCCGUUUUUGUUUAAUUUCACAUGUGCUUUUUAUUUGUUUUUAAUGAGAAGAAACUGUCAAAGGAAGAUGUAAACUUAAUGAAAGGGAAUGACUACACACAUGCCAUUAAGAAGAUAUUCAAAUCCCUCAACUAAACCACAGUAAAAGAAUGAGAAUGAUUUCUACAGUUAAAAGUUUGCAUUAUGUUUUCAGUAAGUCAGGUGUAGUACUCGUGAAGCCCUUUUAAAAUGAUUUUUGUAGUUGAAAUUCAUUGAGUUCUUAUGGGCAUUUUGAAUGUUCGGAUGGUUCUUCCAGAAGAUGCUUUGUACCAUGAUGAAAUUGUAUUGUUUUUACAUUGAAAGUAUUAUUCAUGAAGAGUACUAGAUAUUACUACUGCUUAUAUGUCCUAUUUAUUGACUUUACAUCACUUUUAAUUGCAUUAAAUGCCAAUUAAUUUAAAUGCGUACCAGUGUGUGUACAUCCUAUUUCUGCUUUCUCAUGGCAACUCAUUUUUAGGAGGAAUUUAUUUCUGUUUCGUUUGAUUGACUACUACUCUUUUGAGGUCUAUGCUUUUACAUUGGGAAGGAUUUCUAAUUUGAUGGUAGCCAUUGGUCCUGAUUUUUGAGUGUUUUGAAGAUGUGAAUGCUAAAUGUUGUCUCAGUUGAAGAAGCUUCCAGAAACUGUUGCAACUAUUUUAAAAAAACUCAGAAUUAUCAUUACUGAUUAAUGUUGUUUUCCUCACCCUAACUUGAUUUUAAAAUAAAUAGAUAAAAGUUUAGACAUUUUAACAUUGUUCAAUACAUAAUCAGAAAUUUUUACUACAAAUGUUGCCCGUCUUCUGUAGAGGAAGACACCAUACUAAUUCCAGUCUUUGAAUGAAAAUUAAAAGGGGAAUAAAUUACAAGAGCUAUGGAAAGACAGAAGUAGGACUAAUUAGAUAAACAUGUCAAAUAGCUGGCAUAUGUGUGAUGUGCCAAUAGCCUCUUUGCUGUAUCACUCCACGAUCAAUUUUUAUUUCAGAUUGUGGCUAUUCACUUGAGUUACUUUUAUUUCUAAAAGUUUAAUCAGUCUCAACAUGGGAUUUAUUAAGAUUCAGUGAACAAAAUUAAACUGAAAAGUCUGGUUCUACUUCCUAUUACAUGCUGUAACUUUCAUAAUUUGUCAGCUCACUCUGAAGUUUAGCUUGUGUGGAAGACAAGUAUUUUUUAUGGAAGUACUUUCACCGUAUUUGAACUGAGUUUGGUUGUAUCGUUAUUUGGCAAUGUGACUUGUGAUACUGAUUUUGUGUGGUUAAUUAAAUUAGCACUUUCAUUUAGUGUCUUGAUGUCUCUAAGAUGAAACAUGCAGAUUCUACUUCUAAUUUUGUAAAUACAACUGUAUUCCAGUUGUCCAAAAAUAAUGAGGAACUAUGGUUGAUCUGGAGGGGGAUAAAAUAAAAGACGAAAGAAGAAUAGUUCAAAAAAAUGUAAUUCCUUAUUGAAAAUGCAUUGUAAUUUUUCCACUCUGAGCUCAAGUCUAAGGAUAGUAUUUCUCUGCCUAGUUCCCACUUAAGCAUUAGCAGUUGAUUAGUUACUAGAAAAGCAAAAUUGCACAGAUGCUGGAAAUCUGAAAUAAAACAAAAAAAAUGUUGAGAAUAGCAGGCCAGGCAGUAUCCAUGAUGAGAGAACACCAUUGAUCUGAAAUGUUAAUUCUGUUCUCUCCCCACAGAAUGUCUGACCUGAGUAUUUCCAACAUAUCAUAUCUUAGAUCAAACUUAAAAGCUUUUCAUUUUGUUUCGUACUGAAAGUACUGUGGAAUUUGGUUAUGUGAGUCUUUUGUGUUGAUCUGCCUUUAAUUUUGCUUUCCUCAACUAAUGACUAAUGUUUCGUUCCGUAGUGUAAAUGGCUAUCAUUAUACAUAAGGCACAAACGUAAUAUGUCAUAUGUUAUCUUAGAACAUUGUCACAAGGAACUAAGUCACAGUGUGGCCAAAAUGACUAAACCUAAUAUAUGUAGAAGUGACAUCUAAUUGUGUUAUGAAAUCCAAAUGGACAGAGAAGGCAAUUAAAUUUCAUAUGAAAUGUAUUUGAUCUAAUGUUGCACAGUAAUGAUUCAAUGUGAUGUAGAUUUAGUGUCUACGCAGUUUAAACAUGCCACUUGUUAAUAUAUUCAUUAUGUAAAGUAGUUUUUUUAAUUUGAAGUCUGAUUUCAUAUGUCCAGUAAAAUUAUG